Molecule: messenger RNA, 14306 nt
Organism: Jaculus jaculus (lesser Egyptian jerboa)
Lineage: Eukaryota; Metazoa; Chordata; Mammalia; Rodentia; Dipodidae
Gene: Hspg2
Product: heparan sulfate proteoglycan 2
Exons: 97
Coding region: 1-13359 (4452 amino acids)
Biological process (GO): cell-cell adhesion
Cellular component (GO): cell-cell junction
Molecular function (GO): calcium ion binding; cell adhesion molecule binding
Source: RefSeq, a predicted model, not a curated record
AUGGGGUGGCGGGCGGCGAGCGCGCCGCUGCUGGCGCUGCUGCUGCUGCACGGGCGGCUGCUCGCGGUGAGUGCGCGGGGCCGAGGGCCCGGGGCGGGGGGCCCCCGACCAACUCGGCGGGGCCGCGGGUGGCUUGCGCGCCUGGGACUCUGGCCAGGGACGGCCGCGCCCGCGCAGGACCCCGGAUCGGCCGAGGCCAGUGCCAAGUCUGUGGCUCGGGGCUUCCCCUCAGGGACGGCUGGAGGACCCCGAGUAACCCACGGGCUGAGGGCCUAUGAUGGCCUCUCCCUGCCUGAAGACACGGAGACUGUCACCGCGAGCCAUGCUGGCUGGAGCUACUCAUACCUCUCCGAUGAUGAGGACUUGCUGGCCGAUGACGCCUCGGGAGAUGGUCUGGGCAGUGGAGACAUGCCUAGUGGAGACUUCCAGAUGGUGUAUUUCCGGGCCCUGAUAAAUCUCACUCACUCCAUCGAGUACACCCCCCAGCUGGAGGACGCAGCGUCCAAAGAAUUCCGAGAGGUGUCCGAUGCUGUGGUGGACAAGCUGGAGUCGGAGUACUUAAAGAUUCCUGGAGACCAGGUUGUCAGUGUGGUGUUCAUCAAGGAGCUAGACGGCUGGGCUUUCGUGGAGCUGGACGUGGGCUCCGAAGGCAACCCGGACGGGGCUCAGAUUCAGGAGAUCCUGUACUCAGUUGUCUCCAGCGGCUCCAUUGGCCCCUAUGUCACCUCUCCGAGGGGAUUCCAGUUCCGGCGUCUGGGCACGGUGCCUCGGGUCCCAAGGGUCUGCACCGAGAACGAGUUUGCCUGCCACAGCUACAAUGAGUGUGUGGCACUGGAGUAUCGUUGUGACCGGCGGCCAGACUGCAGGGACAUGUCUGAUGAGCUCGACUGUGAGGAGCCAGUCCCCGAGCCUGGCUCCUUGCCGCCCGUACUCGUGGAGCCAUCACCUUUGCCUCUGUGGCCAGAGGUCGUCCCACCAAGGUUGCCACCAGUCACACCUAGGCCCCUGCUUCCUGGUCCCGAUGAGCCCGUGCCAUGUGGGCCGCAGGAAGCUGCAUGCCACAGUGGACAGUGCGUCCCCAAAGAUUACCUCUGUGACGGCCAGGAGGACUGCAAGGACGGCAGCGAUGAACUGGGCUGUGGGCCCCCUCCACCCUGUGAACCCAAUGAGUUUGCCUGUGGAAAUGGACACUGUGCCCUCAAGCUGUGGCGUUGUGAUGGUGACUUCGACUGUGAGGACCGCACGGAUGAGGCCAACUGCCCUGCCAAGCGUCCUGAGGAAGUGUGCGGGCCCACACAGUUCCGGUGUGUCUCCACCAACACAUGCAUCCCGGCCAGCUUCCACUGUGACGAGGAGAGUGACUGUCCCGACCGAAGCGACGAGUUCGGCUGCAUGCCUCCCCAGGUGGUAACUCCUCCCCAGGAGUCCAUCCAGGCUUCCAGGGGCCAGACAGUGACCUUCACCUGUGUAGCCAUCGGUGUCCCCACCCCCAUCAUCAACUGGAGGCUCAACUGGGGCCAUAUCCCCUCUCAUCCCAGGGUGACAAUGACCAGUGAGGGUGGCCGUGGCACACUGAUCAUCCGUGAUGUGAAGGAGGCAGACCAGGGUGCCUACACCUGCGAGGCCAUGAAUGCACGUGGCAUGGUGUUCGGCAUUCCUGACGGCGUCGUGGAGCUCGUUCCUCGGCGAGGUCCCUGCCCCGAUGGGCACUUCUACCUGGAAGACAGCGCCUCCUGCCUGCCCUGCUUCUGCUUUGGGGUGACCAACAUGUGCCAGAGCAGCCGCCGUUUCCGGGACCAGAUCCGGCUGCGCUUCGACCAACCUGAUGACUUCAAAGGUGUGAACGUGACCAUGCCUGCCCAGCCAGGCAUGCCACCCCUCUCCUCCACGCAGCUCCAGAUUGACACGAGCCUGCAGGAGUUCCAGCUGGUCGACCUGUCACGCCGCUUCCUCAUCCACGAUGCUUUCUGGGCCCUGCCAGAGCAGUUUCUAGGCAACAAGGUGGACUCCUAUGGUGGUUUUCUGCGCUACAAAGUGCGUUACGAGCUGGCACGUGGCAUGCUGGAGCCAGUGCAGAAGCCGGAUGUGGUCCUCGUGGGUGCCGGAUACCGGCUCCUCUCCCGAGGCCACACACCCACCCAUCCCGGGACCGUGAACCAGCGCCAGGUCCAGCUCUCAGAGGAGCACUGGGUACAUGAGUCCGGCCGGCCAGUGCAGCGGGCCGAGAUGCUACAGGUGCUAGCCAGCCUGGAGGCUGUGCUGCUACAGACGGUGUACAACGCCAAGAUGGCCAGCGUGGGGCUGAGCGACAUCUCCAUGGACACCACUGUCACCCGCACAACCAGCCACGGCCGUGCUCACAGUGUGGAGGAGUGCAGAUGCCCCAUUGGCUAUUCUGGCUUGUCGUGUGAGAGCUGUGAUGCCCAUUUCACCCGGGUGCCUGGGGGCCCCUACCUGGGCACCUGCUCUGGCUGUAAUUGCAAUGGCCAUGCCAGCUCCUGUGACCCUGUUUAUGGCCACUGCCUGAACUGCCAACACAACACGGAGGGACCACAGUGUAACAAGUGCAAGGCUGGCUUCUUUGGAGACGCUACAAAGGGCACAGCCACCGCCUGCCGGCCCUGCCCCUGCCCGUACAUUGAUGCCUCUCGAAGGUUCUCAGACACUUGCUUUUUGGACACGGAUGGCCAGGCCACGUGUGAUGCGUGUGCCCCAGGUUACACAGGCCGCCGCUGUGAGAGCUGUGCCCCUGGGUAUGAGGGCAACCCCAUCCAGCCAAGUGGCAAGUGCAGGCCCACCAACCAGGAGAUCGUGCGUUGCGAUGAGCGGGGCAGCACAGGCACCGUGGGAGAGGCCUGCCGCUGUAAAAACAACGUGGUGGGGCGCCUGUGCAAUGAGUGUGCGGAUGGCUCUUUCCACCUGAGUGCUCGGAACCCCGACGGCUGCCUCAAGUGUUUCUGCAUGGGGGUCAGUCGGCACUGUAGCAGUUCCACCUGGAACCGUGCCCAGGUGCUUGGAGCCUCUGAGGAACCUACCCAGUUCACCCUGACCAACGCUGCAGGUACCCACACCACCAGUGAGGGUAUUUCAUCCCCUGUGCCCGGAGAGCUGCUUUUCUCCUCCUUCCAUAGCCUCCUGACUGGACCAUACUUCUGGAACCUUCCCUCGAGCUUCCGAGGGGACAAGGUGACCUCCUACGGAGGAGAGCUUCGGUUCACCGUGACGCAGAGGCCCCACCCCGGCUCCCCGUCCCUGCACAGGCAACCGCUGGUGGUGCUGCAGGGCAAUGGCAUCUUCCUGGAGCACCACGCCUCCAGGGACCCUGUGCCUGGCCAGCCCAGUGACUUCACCGUGCCCUUCCGUGAGCAAGCCUGGCAACGGCCUGAUGGACAGCCUGCCACACGGGAGCACCUGCUGAUGGCGCUGGCGGGCAUUGAUGCCCUCCUCAUCCGGGCAUCCUACACCCAGCAGCAGGCUGAGAGCAGGGUCUCCGGCAUCAGCAUGGAUGUGGCUGUGCCUGAAAACACCGGCCAGGACCUUGCGCUGGAAGUGGAGCAAUGUACCUGCCCACCCGGGUACCGCGGCCCUUCCUGUCAGGACUGUGACACAGGCUAUACACGCAUGCCCAGUGGACUCUACCUUGGCACCUGUGAGCGCUGCAGCUGCCAUGGCCACUCAGAGGUCUGUGAGCCUGAGUCGGGUGCCUGCCAGGGCUGCCAGCACCAUACAGCAGGUGCUCGCUGUGAGCAGUGCCAGCCAGGAUACUAUGGAGAUGCCCAGCAGGGCACACCGCAGGACUGCCAGCCCUGCCCAUGCUACGGAGCGCCUGCUGCUGGCCAGGCCGCCCACACUUGCUUCCUGGACACAGAUGGUCACCCCACCUGUGACUCAUGCUCACCAGGUCACAGUGGGCGUCACUGCGAGAGGUGUGCCCCAGGUUACUAUGGCAACCCCAGCCAGGGACAGCCAUGCCGCAGAGAUGACCAGGUGCCAGAGGUGCCGGGUUGUGCCUGUGACCCCCACGGUAGCGUCAGCAGCCAGUGCGAUGCUGCUGGUCAGUGCCAGUGCAAGGCUCACGUGGAAGGCCUCACCUGCAGCCGCUGCAGGCCUGACCACUUCCAUCUGAGUGCCAGCAACCCCAAAGGCUGCCUGCCUUGCUUCUGCAUGGGUGUCACCCAGAAGUGUGCCAGCUCCUCCUACACACGUCACCUGAUCUCCACCCACUUUGCCCCUGGGGACUUCCAGGGCUUUGCCCUGGUGAACCCGCAGCGCAACAGCCGUCUGACAGGAGGCUUCACUGUGGAACCAGUGCCCGAUGGCGCCCAGCUCUCUUUCAGCAACUUCGCCCACCUCGGCCAUGAGUCCUUCUACUGGCAGCUGCCAGAGACAUUCCAAGGAGACAAGGUGGCAGCCUAUGGUGGAAAGCUGCGGUACACUCUCUCCUACACGGCUGGGCCACAGGGCAGCCCGCUGUCUGACCCUGACAUCCAGAUUAUGGGCAACAACAUCAUGCUAGUGGCCUCCCAGCCAGCACUGCGGGGCCCUGAGAGGAGGAACUAUGAGAUGGUCUUCCGAGAGGAGUUUUGGCGGCGGCCCGAUGGUCAGCCGGCCACCCGCGAGCACCUGCUCAUGGCGCUGGCUGACCUGGAUGAACUUCUGGUCCGGGCCACGUUUUCUUCAGUGCCGCGAGCAGCCAGCAUCAGUGCCGUCAGUAUGGAGGUGGCCCAGCCAGGACCCUCUGGUGGCCCUCGGGCACUCGAAGUAGAGGAGUGCCGCUGCCCCCCAGGCUAUAUCGGCUUGUCCUGUCAGGACUGUGCUCCUGGCUACACACGCACUGGGAGUGGGCUCUACCUUGGCCACUGUGAACUGUGUGAAUGCAAUGGCCACUCAGACCUGUGCCACCCGGAGACUGGGGCCUGCUCGCAAUGCCAGCACAAUGCUGUCGGUGAGUUCUGCGAGCUGUGCGCACCAGGCUUCUACGGAGAUGCCACCGCAGGGACGCCUGAGGACUGCCAGCCCUGUGCCUGUCCUCUGACCAACCCAGAGAACAUGUUCUCCCGCACCUGCGAGAGCCUGGGGGCAGGGGGCUACCGUUGCACAGCCUGCGACCCUGGCUACACCGGCCAGUACUGUGAACAGUGUGCCCCAGGCUACGUGGGUAACCCCAAUGUGCAAGGGGGCCGGUGCCUGCCGGAAGCAGACCAAGCUCCACUGGUGGUCCAGAUCCACCCCUCUCGGAGCGUUGUGCCCCAAGGUGGCUCCCACUCCCUGCGGUGCCAGGUCAGUGGGAGCCCACCCCACUAUUUCUACUGGUCCCGAGAAGAUGGACGGCCCGUGCCCAGCAGCACUCAGCAACGACAUCAAGGCUCUGAGCUCCACUUUCCCAGCGUGCAGCCCUCUGAUGCUGGGGUCUACAUCUGUACCUGCCGGAACUUACACCACACCAGUACGAACCGGGCAGAGCUUCUGGUCACCGAGGCUCCCAGCAAGCCCAUCGUGGUGACAGUGGAGGAGCAGCGGAGCCAGAGUGUGCGCCCUGGAGCUGAUGUCACUUUCAUCUGCACGGCCAAGAGCAAGUCUCCCGCCUACACCCUGGUGUGGACCCGCCUGCACAACGAGAAGCUGCCUUCCCGUGCUAUGGACUUCAACGGCAUCCUGACCAUUCGAAACGUGCAGCCUAGUGACGCGGGCACCUACGUGUGCACCGGCUCCAACAUGUUUGCCAUGGACCAGGGCACAGCCACACUGCAUGUGCAAGCCUCUGGCACCUCAGUUCCCCCUGUAGUCUCCAUCCACCCACCACAGCUCACAGUGCAGCCUGGGCAGCUGGCUGAGUUUCGCUGCAGUGCCACAGGGAACCCCACACCCACCCUGGAGUGGACAGGAGGUCCCAGUGGUCAACUCCCACAAAAGGCUCAGAUCCAUGGUGGCAUCCUGCGCCUGCCAGCUGUGGAGCCCUCGGAUCAGGGCCAGUACCUGUGUCGUGCCCUCAGCAGUGCCGGGCAGCACGUGGCCAGGGCCAUGCUCCAAGUACAUGGUGGCAGUGGGCCCCGGGUCCAAGUGAGCCCCGAGAGGACUCAGGUGCACGAAGGCCGCACGGUCAGGCUGUACUGCAGACCUGUAGGUGUGAGUGGUGCCACCAUCACCUGGAUGAAGGAGGGGGGCAGCUUGCCCCCACAGGCGCGCUCAGAGAGCGUAAACGUCGCCACGCUGGUCAUCCCAGCCAUCACGCCCGCUGACGCCGGCUUCUACCUAUGCGUGGCCACCAGCCCCGCAGGCACUGCCCAGGCCCGCAUUGAAGUGGUUGUCAUCCCAGCCUCAGGUGCCAGCUCGCUGCCGGUCAGGAUCGAGUCCUCGUCACCGUCCGUGACUGAAGGGCAGACGCUCGACCUUAACUGUGCAGUGACAGGGCUGGCCUACACCCAGAUCACAUGGUACAAGCGAGGGGGCACCCUGCCUCCCCAUGCCCAGGUCCACGGUUCUCGGCUGCGGCUCCCCCAGGUCUCACCAGCAGAUUCUGGAGACUAUGUAUGCCGAGUGGAGAGUGAGCUGGGUCCCAAGGAGGCAUCCAUUGUUGUCUCUGUCCUGCACAGCACCCAUUCAGGCCCCAGCUAUGUCCCAGCCUCUGGCGGCACCCCACCCAUUCGCAUCGAGUCCUCCUCCUCUCAUGUGGCUGAGGGGCAGACUCUGGAUCUGAACUGCAUCGCGCCCGGGCAAGCCCAGGUGACGUGGCGAAGGCGCAGUGGCAGUCUCCCUGCCCGGCACCAGACCCACGGCCCCCUGCUGAGGCUGCACCAGGUGUCCCCUGCUGACUCGGGAGAGUAUGUGUGCCAUGUGGUCCUUGGCUCUGAACACAAAGAGACCUCUGUCCUGGUUACUAUUGAACCUUCUGGCUCCAUGCCUGCUCCAAGACCUGUUCCGCCUGUCAGGAUCGAGUCCUCAUCCCCCACAGUGGCGGAGGGACAGACACUGGAUCUCAGCUGUGUGGUAGCUGGGCAGGCCCAUGCACAAGUCACGUGGUACAAGCGUGGAGGCAGCCUACCUGCUCGGCACCAGGUCCGUGGCUCCCGCCUGUACAUCUUCCAGGCCUCCCCAGCGGAUACUGGAGAAUAUGUCUGCCGGGCUAGCAAUGGCCAAGAGGCUUCCAUCACAGUCACGGUCACUGGAACCCAGGGAGCCAACUUUGCCUACCCCCCAGGCAGCGACCCUCCCAUCCACAUUGAGUCCUCGUCCUCCCACGUGGCCGAGGGCCAGACCCUGGAUCUGAACUGUGUGGUACCAGGACAAGCCCACGCCCAGGUCACGUGGCACAAACGUGGGGGCAGCCUGCCUGCCCGGCACCAGACCCACGGCUCCCUGUUGCGGCUGCACCAGGUGUCCCCUGCCGACUCAGGCGAGUAUGUGUGCCGGCUUGAGGGCAGCUCCGGGCCUCUGGAGUCCUCCGUCCUGGUUACCAUUGAGCCCGCAGGCUCCUCGCCCGCGCUAGGGGUGACCCCUCCAGUCCGGAUCGAGUCAUCUUCCUCCCAUGUGGCUGAAGGACAGACUUUGGAUCUGAACUGCCUCGUCGCCGGGCAGACUCACCCUCAGGUCUCCUGGCACAAACGUGGGGGCAGCCUCCCUGCCCGCCAUCAGGUGUAUGGCUCGAGGCUGCGGCUACCCCAGGUGACCCCAGCUGACUCUGGGGAGUAUGUGUGUCGUGUGGCCAGUGGCUCCGGCACCCAGGAAGCCUCAGUCCUCAUAACCAUCCAGCAGCGCCUCAGCCCCUCCCACCCCCAGAGUGUGGUGUACCCUGUCCGAAUUGAAUCCUCUUCAGCCUCACUGGCCAAUGGUCACACCCUGGACCUCAACUGUCUGGUAGCCAGCCACACCCCCCACACCAUCACCUGGUACAAGCGUGGAGGCAGUUUACCCAGCCGGCACCAGAUCGUGGGCUCCCGCCUGCGCAUCCCUCAGGUGACCCCAGCAGACUCUGGUGAGUACGUGUGUCAUGUCAGUAACGGUGCUGGCUCUCAAGAGACCUCACUCAUCGUCACCAUCCAGGGCAGCGACUCCUCCCAUGUGCCCAGUGUCUCCCCACCAAUCCGGAUUGAGUCUUCAUCCCCCACAGUGGUGGAAGGACAGACCUUGGACCUGAACUGUGUAGUGGCUGGGCAGCCCCAGGCCACCAUCACUUGGUACAAGCGCGGGGGCAGCCUGCCUUCCAGGCACCAGGCCCAUGGCUCCCGGCUGCGGCUGCACCAGAUGUCUGUGGCCGAUUCAGGCGAAUACGUGUGCCGGGCCAAUAACAACAUCGAUGCCCAAGAGACCUCCAUCACUGUCUCAGUUUCUCCCAGCGCCAACAGCCCCUCUGCUCCCAGUGGUGCUGUGCCCAUCAGAAUCGAGUCCUCCUCUUCCCGAGUGGCCGAGGGGCAGACCCUGGAUCUGAACUGUGUGGUCCCCGGGCAGGCCCAUGCGCAGGUCACGUGGCGCAAGCAUGGGGGCAGCCUUCCCACUCGCCAUCAGGCCCACGGCUCAAGGCUGCGACUGUACCAGGUGUCCCCAGCUGACUCUGGCAAAUACGUGUGCAGUGUGCUGGGCAGCUCCGGCCCCCUGGAGGCUUCGGUCCUGGUCACCAUCGAGGCCUCGGGCUCGAGUGCUGUCCAUGUCCCUGUCCCAGGAAGAACCCCACCCAUCCGCAUCGAGACCUCCUCCUCCCGAGUGGCAGAAGGGCAGACCUUGGAUCUCAACUGCGUGGUACCUGGACAGGCCCAUGCCCAAGUCACAUGGCACAAGCAAGGAGGCAGCCUACCCCCUCGGCACCAGGUGUCAGGCCCGCUGCUGAGACUGAACCAUGUGUCCCCAGCUGACUCUGGAGAGUACUCGUGUCAAGUGAUCGGCAGCUCAGGCACCCUGGAGGCUUCUGUUCUGGUCACCAUUGAGCCCUCCAGCCCUCGCCCUAUUCCUGCUCCAGGACUGGCCCAGCCCAUGUACAUCGAGGCCUCUUCCUCCCACGUGACCGAGGGGCAGACCCUGGAUCUGAACUGCGUGGUGCCAGGACAGGCACAUGUCCAGGUCACAUGGCACAAGCGUGGGGGCAGCCUGCCUGCCCGGCACCAGACCCAUGGCUCCCAUUUGCGGCUCAACCACAUCACCCCUGCGGACUCUGGCGAGUAUGUGUGCCGCAUAGCUGGUGGCUCUGGCCCUGAACAGGAGGCCUCCUUUACUGUCACAGUCCCUUCCAGUGCGGAAUCUUCCUACCGCCUCAGGAGUCCUGUCAUCUCCAUUGAGCCACCCAGCAGUACUGUGCAGCAAGGCCAAGAUGCCACCUUCAAGUGCCUCAUCCACGAGGGGGCAACACCCAUCAGCCUGGAGUGGAAGACCCGGAACCAAGAACUGGAGGACAAUGUCCGCAUCAGCCCCAAUGGUUCCAUCAUCACCAUUGUGGGCACCCGGCCCAGCAACCAUGGGGCCUAUCGCUGCGUGGCCUCCAAUGCCUAUGGUGUGGCCCAGAGUGUGGUGAAUCUCAGUGUGUACGGGCCCCCUACGGUGUCCGUACUGCCUGAGGGUCCUGUGCAUGUAAAAGCGGGAAAGGACAUCACCCUGGAGUGUGUGAGUGCUGGGGAGCCCCGCUCCUCCCCCCGCUGGACCCGGCUGGGCACCCCUGUCAAGUUGGAGCCCCGGCUCUAUGGUCUUCUGAACAGCCACGCAGUGUUGAAGAUUUCAUCAGCCAAACCAUCAGAUGCAGGUACAUAUGUGUGCCUAGCCCAGAAUGCCCUGGGCACGGCACAGAAGCAGGUGGAGGUGAUCGUGGACAUGGGCACCGUGACCCCAGGUGCCCCCCAGGUCCAGGUUGAAGAAGCAGAGCUGAUCUUGGAGGCCGGACACACAGCCACACUGCACUGCUCAGCCACAGGCAACCCCCCACCCACCAUCCACUGGUCCAAACUGCGCUCCCCCCUGCCCUGGCAGCACCGACUGGAAGGCAACACUCUGGUCAUCCCCCGGGUAGCCCAGCAGGACUCGGGCCAGUACAUCUGUAAUGCCACCAACCUUGUGGGGCACGCCGAAGCCACUGUUGUCCUGCAUGUGGAGAGCCCACCGUACGCCACUGUCGUCCCAGAGCACAUCUCAGCGCAGCCAGGAACUCCAGUGAGGCUGCAGUGCCUGGCUCACGGCACACCCCCGCUCACCUUCCAGUGGAGCCGCGUGGGCGGCGGCCUCCCUGAGAGGACGGUUGCCAGGAAUGAACUGCUGCACUUGGAGCCCUCGGGCCCUGCGGACUCGGGACGCUACCGCUGCCAGGUUUCCAACAAGGUGGGCUCAGCUGAGGCCUUUGCCCAGGUGCUUGUCCAAGGCCCUUCUGGCUCUCUUCCGAUCACCCCUCCCCCAGCAGGAGCCACGCCCACCGUGCAGGUCACCCCUCAGCUAGAGACCAAGAGCAUCGGGGACAGCGUUGAGUUCCACUGCGCCGUGCCCAGUGGGCGAGGCACCCACCUUCGUUGGCUAAAGGAGGGGGGUCAGCUGCCUCCUGGCCACAGUGUGCAGGAUGGGGUUCUCCGAAUCCAGAACUUAGACCAGAGCUGCCAAGGGACAUAUGUUUGCCAGGCCCAUGGACCAUGGGGACAGGCCCAGGCCAGUGCCCAACUGAUUGUCCAAGCACUGCCCUCGGUGCUCAUCAACGUCCGCACCUCCGUGCACUCUGUGGUGGUCGGCCACGCCGUUGAGUUUGAGUGCCUGGCACUGGGUGACCCCAAGCCUCAAGUGACGUGGAGCAAAGUCGGGGGGCGCCUGCGGCCUGGCAUUGUGCAGAGCGGAAGUGUCGUCAGGAUCGCCCACGUGGAGCUGGCUGACGCGGGACAGUACCGCUGCACAGCCAGCAACGCUGCCGGCACCACCCAGUCGCACGUGCUGCUGCUCGUGCAAGCAUUGCCACAGAUCUCAACUCCCCCAGAGAUCCGAGUGCCCGCUGGCUCUGCAGCUGUCUUCCCAUGCAUGGCUUCAGGCUAUCCCACUCCUACCAUCACUUGGAGCAAGAUGGAUGGUGACCUGCCGCCCGACAGCCGCCUGGAGAACAACAUGUUGAUGUUGCCCUCAGUCCGGCCCCAGGAUGCUGGCACCUAUGUAUGCACGGCCACCAACAGGCAAGGCAAGGUCAAAUCCUUUGCCUAUCUGCAGGUGCCAGAGAGGGUGGUGCCCUACUUCACCCAGACUCCCUACUCCUUCCUGCCACUGCCCACCAUCAAGGAUGCCUACAGAAAAUUUGAGAUCAAGAUCACCUUCCGGCCAGAUUCUGCUGACGGGAUGCUGCUCUACAACGGGCAGAAGCGGAUCCCAGGGAGCCCAACCAGCCUGGCUAACAGGCAGCCAGACUUCAUCUCCUUUGGCCUUGUAGGAGGAAGGCCCGAGUUCCGGUUUGAUGCGGGCUCUGGCAUGGCCACCAUCCGCCACCCCACGCCACUGGCCUUGGGCCAGUUCCACACUGUGACCCUGCUGCGCAGCCUCACUCAGGGCUCCCUGAUUGUGGGCAGUUUGACCCCCGUCAACGGGACUUCUCAGGGCAAGUUCCAGGGCUUGGACCUAAAUGAGGAGCUGUACCUAGGCGGCUACCCCGACUAUGGUGCCAUCCCCAAAGCGGGGCUGAGCAGUGGCUUUGUGGGCUGCGUCCGGGAGCUGCGCAUCCAGGGCGAGGAGAUUGUCUUCCAUGACCUCAACCUCACAGCACAUGGCAUCUCUCACUGCCCCACCUGCCAGGACCGGCCCUGCCAGAAUGGGGGCCAGUGCCAUGACUCAGAGAGCAGCAGUUACACGUGCAUCUGCCCUCCUGGCUUCACUGGGAGCCGCUGUGAGCAUUCACAAGCCCUGCAUUGCCACCCAGAGGCCUGUGGACCCGAUGCCACCUGUGUGAAUCGGCCUGAUGGUCGAGGCUACACCUGCCGCUGCCACCUAGGCCGCUCAGGGAUGAAGUGUGAGGAAGGUGUGACAGUGACUACUCCGUCCAUGUCGGGCACUGGCUCCUACCUGGCACUGCCUGCCCUCACCAAUACACACCAUGAGCUGCGCCUGGACAUUGAGUUCAAGCCUUUGGAGCCCGAUGGGAUCUUGCUGUUCAGCGGGGGAAGGAGUGGACCUGUGGAGGAUUUCGUGUCCCUGGCAAUGGCUGGUGGUCACCUGGAGUUUCGCUAUGAGCUAGGAUCAGGGCUUGCCGUCCUGCGGAGCCCCGAGCCUCUGGCUCUGGGCCGUUGGCACCGUGUGUCCGCCGAACGCCUCAACAAGGAUGGCAGCCUGCGGGUGGACGGAGGGCCCCCUGUGUUGCGCUCCUCGCCAGGCAAAAGCCAGGGCCUCAACUUGCACACCCUGCUCUACCUGGGCGGGGUGGAGCCCUCCGUGCAGCUUUCCCCGGCCACCAACGUGAGCGCUCACUUCCGCGGCUGCGUGGGUGAGGUGUCUGUGAACGGCAAGCGGCUGGACCUCACCUACAGCUUCCUGGGCAGCCAGGGGGUGGGACAGUGCUACGACAGCUCCCCAUGUGAGCGUCAGCCCUGCCGCCACGGUGCCACAUGUAUGCCCGCGGGCGAGUAUGAGUUUCAGUGCCUAUGCCAAGACGGCUUCAAAGGAGACCUCUGUGAGCAUGAGGAAAACCCCUGCCAGCUCUCAGAGCCCUGUCUGCAUGGUGGCACCUGCCAGGGUACCCGCUGUCUCUGUCUCCCUGGAUUCUCUGGCACACGCUGCCAACAAGGAUCUGGACAUGGCCCAGCAGAAUCCGAUUGGCAUCUCGAAGGCAGUGGGGGCAACGAUGCUCCCGGGCAGUAUGGAGCCUACUUCCAUGACAAUGGCUUCCUGGCCCUCCCCAGCAACAUCUUCUCCAGGAGCUUGCCCGAAGUACCUGAGAGCAUUGAGUUGGAGGUUCGGACCAGCACAGCCAGCGGCCUCCUGCUCUGGCAGGGCGUGGAGAAGGGACAGGCCGGCCAUAGCAAGGACUUCAUCAGCCUUGGGCUGCAGGAUGGCCACCUUGUCUUCAGCUAUCAGCUAGGCAGUGGAGAGGCCCGGCUUGUCUCUGAGGAUCCCAUCAAUGAUGGCGAGUGGCAUCGCGUGGCAGCCCUGCGGGAGGGCCGGAGAGGUUCUAUCCAGGUGGAUGGUGAGGAGCUGGUCACUGGCCAGUCCCCAGGUUCGAAUGUGGCAGUCAACACCAAGGGCAGCGUCUACAUUGGUGGCGCCCCAGAUGUGGCCGCUCUGACUGGGGGCAGGUUCUCCUCUGGCAUCACGGGCUGUAUCAAGAAUCUGGUGCUGCACUCGGCCCGGCGCGGUGCCCCGCCCCCGCAGCCCCUGGACCUGCAGCACCGGGCAGAGGCAGGAGCCAACACACGUCCUUGCCCCUCCUAGGCACCCGCCUGCCCCCCACGGACUCCCGGGCAGCACCCAGCCCGACAAUGUCGACUAUAUUAUUAUUAAUAUUAUUAUGACUUUUUUUGUAAGAAACUGAGGCGAUACCACGCUUUGCUGCUACCACCCUGGGCUGGACUGGAGGGUGGGCGCGCCACCUCCCCCCAACACACACCCCCGGACGAAGCCGCCCUGAAGCUGGCGGGUAGGGAGGGUGGAACAGGAAGAGGUUGCCUCAGAAGGCGGCCAGGACACGGAGUCCGACAUGGUAUCUGGACGGGCUCAGAACUGCUCCCACUCCCUCUGCCUCCAUGGAGCACCCCCCCUCAUUAGAGCCAAACUGCCCCUUUUGGCAGACUGUAUGGACAGUCUUCAUGCCUGUGAUAGCCAACCUCGACACACCACCCGGUGCCUCACCAGCAAACUGGAGGAGGGAGCACUGUGGUAGCCUUGGCCAGCCUCCGAGCUUGGGGGCAGAGGGCAGCUCACCGUCUCCCACCUCCAUGUCCUAGCACUCCCUACCCUCACCUAGCCUGGAGCCCCCUGUCCCUGGAAGUCUCUCCUCCCUCCCAGCCUUCCUCCACCUGCAUUCCCACUCCCAACCAAGGGCCCUACCCCAAGAGCCACAAGGUAGACCCCCAACUCUUCCCUGGUCCACUGGGCAGAGGCCAGCACUGAUGUCCAGCCACAUCCCCCCCCCACUUCUGGAGGUGAAGACCCAGGGCGUGGGGGGGAGCAGGGUGUCUUGGUGGGGGCAGUAGAGGUGCAUGACUGGGAGGGAGGGGGAAUCGCAGUCCUGCCCAUCUGGAAGCCUGAGGACCCUCCUGUUAGGUAAGCAGGCCCAGAUUGUGGAGUUGGGGCACCUGGCCUCCAGUCCUCGAUGGGACCCUCCUGUGGUCUUGACUUUUCUUAAUAAACGGUGCUAUCCCCGCCAGGGGUCUCCUGUA